This is a messenger RNA of Magnolia sinica, 795 nucleotides long. Its product is annotated as ribosomal operon-associated A protein-like. Lineage: Eukaryota; Viridiplantae; Streptophyta; Magnoliopsida; Magnoliales; Magnoliaceae. The record is from RefSeq and is a predicted model, not a curated record. The transcript is spliced from 2 exons. Bases 1 to 795 code for a protein of 264 amino acids.
AUGGAUGUCAAGACCAGCGAACGGACAUUAUUCUAUAGUUUUAGAACUGGUAGCCUAUUAACGAGUAGUCUAAACGAGUUCUCUGGCAAUUUUACCGAGUUCUUGGUCAAUUUCAAUGACUUCUCGGUCAAUUUUUUCGAGUUCUCGGUCAACUUUAGCAAAUUCUCAGUCAAUUUGCUCGAGUUCUUGAUUAAUUUCAGCGACUUCUCUGACAAUUUCACCAAGUUCUUGGUCAAUUUCAACGACUUCUAUGUCAAUUUUCCCGAGUGCUUGGUUAAUUUCAUCGAGUUCUCAGUUAAUUUCAAUGAGUUCUCAGUUAACUUCAGCGAGUUCUCGAUCAAUUUGCCCGAAUUCUCGAUGAAUUUCAACCACUUAUUGGUCCAUUUCACUGAGUUCUCAAUUAAUUUCACGGAGUUCUCAGUCAAUCUCAACAAGUUCUCGAUCAAUUACAUUGGCUUCUCAGUCAAUUUCAGUGAGUUCUCGAUCAAUUUCACCGAGUUCUUUGUUAAUUUCACCAAGUUCUCAAUUAAUUUCAUCGAGUUGUCGGUCAAUUUCACCAGCCUCUCGGUCAAUUUAAACGAGUUAUUAGUCAAUUUCACCAAGUUCUUGGUCAAUUUCUACAAGUUCUCGUUCAAUUUUUCCAAGUUAUUAGUCAAAUUCAGUAAAUUCUCAAUCAAUUUAAUCAAGUUCUCAAUCAAUUUCAUGAAGUUUUCGGUCAAUUUCGACAAGUUCUCGGUCAAUUUUUCCAAGUUCUUAGUUAAAUUCAGCAAGUUCUCAAUCAAUUCAGCAAAGUAA